Chenopodium quinoa (quinoa) is the source of this 675-nucleotide messenger RNA. RefSeq lists its product as uncharacterized. NCBI's taxonomy places the organism in Eukaryota, Viridiplantae, Streptophyta, Magnoliopsida, Caryophyllales, Amaranthaceae. Gene Ontology annotation, molecular function: RNA-DNA hybrid ribonuclease activity; nucleic acid binding. The record is from RefSeq and is a predicted model, not a curated record. The transcript is spliced from 2 exons. Bases 93 to 569 code for a protein of 158 amino acids.
UAGCAUUUGUAACUAACCUUAUAAAGUCCAUUGCAAUUAAUAAAGUCAACAAAUUUUGACCUAUAAAAAAGAAAACUCUAGAGAGAGAAAGUAUGAGAGAUAAGCUCUCAAGUCACAAAGGUCCCCCUAAUUUCUUCAUCCUUCCUUCUUCACAAACAAUUCUUCUUUGCCUAAUUUCAUUUCCUCAAAUUAAUUUGCCUAAUUUUUUGUCCUUUCCCCUUAAUCAACUAGCAACUCUUCAAUUCCUACAGAAAGAAGUUCUCAAAUCUCACAGAUGGCACCUUGAAUCGCAAUCUCACCGACACAACUUCGCUGAUUUCCAGGAUAAAGCACGCUGUCCUUGGAAAAUUCAAUUGCUAAUGAAUGACGUUAAGAAGUUGUUGGCUCACUUCGAGGUUGUUGCUUCUUGCCAUGUGUAUCGAGAAGCUAAUCGUGCAGCAGAUUAUGUUGCAACUAUAGGUCAUCAAAUUUCAGGCUAUGUAAACAUUGACCCUAAUGUAGAUGCUAAUUUUUCUUAUUUUAUUUCUUUAGAUAAGUUAGGGUAUAGUCUUGAGAGAAGACUUACCUAACUUUUGUAUUUUUCUUAUCAAAAAAAAAUAAAUAAAUAAAAACAAAUUUUGACCUACUAUUUGUAACUAGCCUUUUUAUGUCCGUUAAUAAUGGUUGGUCUGUCUA